Messenger RNA from Cylindrotheca closterium, 555 nucleotides. NCBI's taxonomy places the organism in Eukaryota, Bacillariophyta, Bacillariophyceae, Bacillariales, Bacillariaceae. The record is from the annotation of a GenBank genome assembly.
AUGGGAAUCUUGUUCAGCAAAGUUUUUGAAAGUCUUUUUGGGUCAAAAGAGGUCCGCAUUUUGAUCUUGGGCCUCGACAAUGCUGGGAAAACAACAAUUUUAUACCGGUUGCAAAAUGAGAGCGACGAGGCAGUGCAGACAAUCCCGACCAUUGGCUUCAAUGUUGAGACAUUACAAUACAAGAAUAUAAAGUUUCAAGUUUGGGAUUUAGGAGGACAAACGAGUAUUCGACCAUAUUGGCGAUGUUACUAUCCAAACACAGAUGCCAUCAUUUUUGUUGUCGAUAGUGCCGACUCGGAACGCAUGCCAGUUGCUCGGGGAGAGCUAGCUGCAAUGUUGGAGGAAGAGGAACUUAAGGACGCGAUAUUGCUUGUAUUCGCAAACAAACAGGAUCAGAAAGGUGCAAUGAAUGCUCAACAAAUCAGCGACGCGCUUGGCUUACCAGAGAUUCGAAAUAGGCAGUGGUCGAUCCAGGAGACUUCUGCAUUGAAAGGAAAGGGUCUUUUCGAAGGCUUCGAUUGGCUGGUGACUUGCAUCAAAGGAACCGAGGAAUAG